AUAUAUAUAAGAGGAGACAAUGAAUAGACGCAAACCGAUGCAAGUGAGGUGAGUCAAGCAGUUGUGCACGCGCCGCGCUGGGGCUGCCAUUUUCGUGGGGUCUCUCAACGCAUAAACCCCACAACCGCCACCGCUGUGAGAUUUUUUCCGGCGAGGAACGGCGCCGUGCCAAUGGACACUCCCGGAGUUCAGACCAGCAGCACCGCGUCGGGUCGGUCGUCUGUGGUCGGGUCGUUACGUGCGUUCACGCUGUCCGGCGUGCGUGUCGACAAGGAGGAACUGCGGAAGAAGAUUAUGUUUCCUGAGUAUCUUAGGAUGGCCAUGCGAGAGGCGAUUCGGGCCAAGGAUGUCGGUGCGGCCGCCGUGGUCCAGUUGUACGAGAAGAGUCGCUACGGCGGAGCGGAGGCGGUGGAGUCUGCUGAGUGGCCAAUAGUGGUGUUUAUUAACUCCAAGAGCGGUGGGCGCCACGGAGCCAAGCUCAAGUCCCGACUGCAGGAACUAAUGGGCGAAGAACAGGUUUUUGACCUUUUAGUAGUGAAGCCUCAUGAAUUUGUUCAGUAUGGAUUAACUUGCCUGGAGAAUUUUGCUAGUUUUGGGGACAACUGUGCAAAAAUGACCCGUGAAAAGCUUAGGAUUGUGGUGGCUGGAGGUGACGGUACUGUUGGUUGGGUCCUUGGUUGCCUUGAGGAGCUUAAUAAGCAGGACAGACUGCCUAUUCCACCCACUGGAAUUAUUCCACUUGGAACAGGAAAUGACUUAUCAAGGAGUUUUGGUUGGGGAGGCUCAUUCCCUUUUAAUUGGAAAUCAUCUGUUAAAAGAACUCUAGAAAAAAUUGCCUGUGGAUCUAUUGCUCAGCUUGAUAGUUGGCGUGUUCUAAUAUCCAUGCCUGCUGGAGAGGAGUUGGAGGCUCCUUAUUCUUUGAAGAAAACUGAAGAAAGGCCUCUAGAUCAGGAACAUGAAGUUGAAGGGGAGUUUCCUGAGAAAGUUGCUUGCUAUCAAGGAGUAUUCUAUAAUUAUUUCAGCAUAGGAAUGGAUGCCCGAGUUGCAUAUGGUUUCCACCAUUUACGCAAUGAAAAACCAUACCUUGCCCAGGGUCCCAUCUCAAACAAGUUAAUAUAUUCGGGAUUCAGUUGCACACAAGGUUGGUUCUUCACGCCAUGCAGUAGUGAUCCAGGUUUGAGAUCAUUGAAAAACAUCUUGAGAAUUUACCUUAAGAGGGUUAAUUGUUUAAAGUGGGAGCAAGUUCCUGUCCCUUCCAGUGUGAGAUCUAUUGUGGUUCUCAAUCUUCCCAGUUACGGAAGUGGAAGAAAUCCAUGGGGCAAAUUGAAACCAGAUUACCUAGAGAAGAGAGGGUUUGUUGAUGCGCAUGCUGAUGACGGUUUGGUGGAAAUCUUUGGCUUGAAACAAGGGUGGCACGCUUCAAUGGUUAUGGUUGAACUGAUAUCUGCAAAACAUAUAGCCCAGGCCUCUGCAAUCCGGUUUGAGCUCAGAGGAGGAGAGUGGAAAGAUGCGUUUAUGCAAAUGGAUGGUGAACCGUGGAAACAACCUAUGAGCAACGACUUCUCGACAUUUGUGGAAAUUAAGAGAGUGCUGAAUCAGUCAGCUAUGAUCAGAGCCAGUUGAGGAAAACAGGUAUUUGUAUUUGUAUUUGUGUAAAGUAUGCACAAAAUCUACUUCAAUAUUUGUAUAUUGAGUGUCUUUUGAUGGUACAAUAAACCCGGACAAUUGUCAAAUUUCAUACAUCUUAUGCUUACUUAGCUCUUUGUAUCA
This is a messenger RNA of Andrographis paniculata, 1770 nucleotides long. Its product is annotated as diacylglycerol kinase 3-like. Gene Ontology annotation, molecular function: ATP-dependent diacylglycerol kinase activity. The transcript has 12 exons. Bases 172 to 1623 code for a protein of 483 amino acids. The record is from RefSeq and is a predicted model, not a curated record. NCBI's taxonomy places the organism in Eukaryota, Viridiplantae, Streptophyta, Magnoliopsida, Lamiales, Acanthaceae.